CUCUUCUCCUACCUUCAUCCAUCUUCCUCCUUCCCCUUACUCUAUCUCUCCCACUCCUGACCAAUGUGGCAGCGGGACCAUGCGCCCUCCACGUCACUGUUGACGGCCGGAUUUGCUUGCUCGCCGUCGACGAAGCAUGGCUCCCCAUCCGCCGUCGGUGAGCGGGACGCGACACAGGAGGAUGGCGAGCUCCAACUCCUCUUCUCGCUGAGCCUCUUCCCUCUCGAGGUCGCCAUGGCGCCCCAGAUCCACCCUUUCUGCGUCCAGACCGCUCCACCGCACCGAUGCCCGCUGCUUGGGUCCUAGGUCGUCUUCUUCCUCCUCAGAACGGGCCGGCUGCAUCUGCACCUCCUGCUGCUGCUUGCAAGAUUCCUGCAUCCGACAAUCUCGUCGUCCGGCGUCUCAGAUAGAGAGUUUCAUCGAAUCGAAUGGCAGAGGGCAAGAGUGAAAAAUUCAAACAACUUAAUGGUGUAAUGGUCGAAAGAAAGAGACCAAGGAUUCACUUGGGCGACUUGCACACAGAUAUAUUGAAUCGUAUCAUAUCACUUCUGCCAUUAAAGGAGGCUGCAAGGACAAGUGUAUUAUCAAACCACUGGAAAAAUAUUUGGUGUUCCCGAGAAAGCUUGGUGUUUAGAUUUUAUACAGUGCUUUCAAUGCAUCAUCAUAUCAAAAGAUGUUGGACUUCCGAUGGUCAGAGGUUAAAUAAAGAACUUUUCAUCGAGAGAGUCGAUUCAGUGUUAAAGCAACGCAGUGGUCUAGGAGUUCAAACAGUGGCAAUUCUUUAUGAAUUAGAAAACGAAGAUGCAGACCAUAUAGAUAGGUGGCUGAACUUUGUUAUUGCUUCAAAGACAAAACAGCUUAUUCUUGAUUUGGAUCCUUACUAUCCUAAAGUGGCACCAUAUAACUUUCCUUUUAAGCUUUUCAAUGCUACUAACAGCUUGCAGUUGCAAGCAUUGAAACUUAUCUCUGUUUCUCUAAAGCUGCCAGCGAAUUUCAUGGGUUUUCGGAACCUUCAAAAGCUUAAGCUAGAUUGCACAGAUAUUAGUGAUGAUGAUAUGCAGACUUUGGUCUCAAACUGCAAUGCCUUGAAUUUUCUUGGUAUCCUUUAUUGUGGAAUGCUUACAAGAUUGCAGACAUCCCAACCUCUAAACCAGCUUAAGCAUUUGCAAGUCGAGAACUGUACAAUGCUUCAAGAUAUACAAUUAAAUUUUGGUUUGACAAAACUUGAGUAUGAAGGCCCACUGAUACCUUUAGCACCUCCUGGACCUUUGUUGAUGACAAAUGUCAUGAUGAAGUUAUCAGAUAUAGAUUCUGCUCUUGAAUAUAUCUUCACCAAACUGCCAAGUAAACUGUUCAGAACUCAAGAGGGCUACUUUGCCAGAGAAGACCGUAAAAUUUAUGUAUCUAAAGCAUUUGAGAUUGGAAUUGACGUUUUGCGUACGGCCAAGGGAAGCUGAUAUGUUUGAUUUUGCCUGCAUCCUGAAAGCUGCUCCUUUGCUUGAAAUACUGGAAUUGCAUAUGUGGAUGCCCUAUGAUAACCAACAUUACUGUGAAGAUCAUGGUGUUCUUCGAAGUCUCCCCAAUCACGCUCACUCCAAUCUCAAGCUCGCCUAUGUUACUGGAUUUUACGGCAUGAAAGAUCAGUUGGAGCUUUUACGCCAUAUCCUAAUAAAUUCUGUCAUGCUCAAUGCAAUGAAGAUAGAUCCAAGGCCGGUUGUCGCUGUUCCCCAUGGAACGGUGAUGUUAUGUACUGAAGGGCUUAAUUGUUUGAAUGGAUAUAGAGUUGCCAUGGAAUAUCUUAGCAAAGCAGACCACCGCAAUGUUCUUGAUGUUCAUGAAAUCCUGCUUGAGGAUGUUCAAAAGCGUGAAAUUUAUGCGAUUAUGAAGGAUCGUUGGAUUCAAGAGCCGAAAGCUAUGCUAAGCUAUUUCUGAUCAUAUCAUCUGCAACCCUUUUCAAGAACACAGUCAAGCUUGCUUGGGAGAAACUAGUUGAUAUUGUCAAUUAUGCAAAUUAAAUGGAGAAGUGAGAGGAUGUUGUAAAAUUGGAGAUAUCUUUAUAGCUAAACUACUGUAAUAACGUUUCUGGAUAUAUAUUUUUAUGAGUGAAUUUCAUUUUGGGCGUUUA
This is a messenger RNA of Oryza sativa Japonica Group (Japanese rice), 2125 nucleotides long. Lineage: Eukaryota; Viridiplantae; Streptophyta; Magnoliopsida; Poales; Poaceae. The record is from RefSeq and is a predicted model, not a curated record.